Messenger RNA from Gymnogyps californianus (California condor), 4609 nucleotides. It is a transcript of the gene RD3, whose product is annotated as RD3 regulator of GUCY2D. Lineage: Eukaryota; Metazoa; Chordata; Aves; Accipitriformes; Cathartidae. The transcript is spliced from 3 exons. The coding region runs from base 61 to 654 and encodes 197 amino acids. The record is from RefSeq and is a predicted model, not a curated record.
GCCGCUCGCCUCAGCGUCGGCGGCGGGACGGGAGCGGGUGGCCGCGACACACAGAGCACUAUGUCACUGGCAUCCUGGUUCAGGUGGAAUGAGCCCCCAAAUCGCAUUUCCCAGAGGAACCCCACAGAAAUGGUGGUUGAGACGCUAAUGAUGGAGCUGAGCUGGCAGACCAAGCAGGCAGAGAAGCAGCAGCGAGAGCGAGAGAAUGAGUAUCGCAAGAUCAAGACUGGGGUGGACUACGGCUGGCUGGUCAGCUAUCCAAAGCAGAGCUAUGAUAUCCGCCCAGGAGAACGGCUGCAGCUGGAGGAUAUGUGUACCAAAAUACAUCCUUCCUACUGUGGGCCUGUCAUACUCAGAUUCCGGCAACUCAUUGCUGAAUAUGAACCAGAAGUGCAGGAAGUAUCCCGGCUCUUCCGCUCUGUCCUGCAGGAAGCUGCCGAGAAGAUCAAAGAGGAGGAAGAGGCCAAGAAGCUUGCAAGGCAAUGGAACACAAAGAACAAAACCAGCCUCUCCUUAACAACAUUUAAAUCUCGGUCCAGGAUUUCCCCAUUCAUCAGUGACAUCAAGACCAUCUCUGAGGAUGUGGAACGGGGCACCCAGCCCACCAGGAGGGUCUGGAGCAUGCCAGAAUUUCGGAAUGCCAAGGAUUACUGACUCUAUACUGAAUAAGGUUUUUAGACAGUGAUCUUUCAAAAUCCCAGUUAACCCUUUUUUAGCUCUACUGUUUCUUCUUUGUUCCAGCUCUCUCUUCCUGCCUGUCUCUUGGAAGCUGUGUCCAUAGUAACUGCUGCUGAUGCCCGUGGUGUGUGACAAUUUAUUACCAACCAUGCUAGCCUUUCCUUUAAUUUAGUAGCUAUUCAGUAACCUUAAGGGCAAGGCUCACUUACUAUCUCAUUUUUAUUACUGCUUUCUUGUGGAAAAUGAAUUAGUUUUGUGAUCUCCGUCUUCUCCCUUUCCUCCCCAGCCUGGAUGUAGUUAUCUAUAAAAGCUUUUAGCCCAAGCUAGUGAGAGCUGCUGGCUGGACCGAUCUUGCUGAAAGCAAGACAGCCACUUACAUGAGUAAGGCUUGCAGGAUCAGGCCUGUGAGUUAAAGCUUGUAUCUGAUUUGGAACUGAACUUCUUUUUCCAACUAAUAACCUUCCUCAGUGCUACAAGAAACUUCACAGGUAACCUCAGCACUGCUCUUAAUCAGCUUUUUGCUGACAAUUCAUAAUCCAACCUGAGUAGAAACAGACCCAAGCUUUUUGAGAUGAAAGACCAAUAUUAUUGCACAGCAACCAGUUUAUGCAUGCUCAGGUUUCUUGGGGACUUUCUCUUUUGUGCAGGCAGAACCCCCUGAACCUUGCACCUGCAGAGUAGAUAGAAAUGUAACAACCUGCUGUGUAGAUAUACAGGCGGAUACAUCAGCGCUGUGUCAAAUGCUGUUCUUGGUACUCAAGUGUUCUGUGUUGCUGAGGUAAGUGCUCCACCCCACAUCCCAGUAGUAAGUCAGUGGGCUGAAAUUAAUGUUUAUGGCUAAGCCUGAAAGAGCGCUACAGUAUCAAUGUACAGAGAAGGUGCAGAGAAGGGUGAAGGAAAUCAGCAUUCAUCUACAGGGCUCUUUGUACAGCUGCAAUAGUUGAGAUCAUUUUAACAAGCUGCUGCUGUGAGUGACUGAAGGGCUCUGGUAGAUGAAGGUUUGUUCUCUCAGUCUUCUCUCAUGAGUGCUCAGAAGAGAGCUUUCCAGUAUCAGAGGCUGUUGGCCAGUGAGUUGAUACUAUUACAAAAGAAUUUUUAGUGCAAACUGAGUAGCUUGUAGGCCAGCAUGGUUCUGCUGAGACCUUGAAGAAACAGAAAAAUGCUGCUGAGGAAAAGCUACUAGGGCCCUAACUCAGCAUCUGUUGGGAGAGCUCUCACCAGCAAAGGAAAGAGAAUGGCAUGCUGUGAAAGUCAUGGGUCCUGUAGAGAAGCCAAGGAGUAGGAUGCUUUGUGGUGACCAACAGGAGAUGGGGAAGGAAAAGAAGGAUUUCCCUGUAUGACUGGCUUUUGGGGAAUCAUUCCAGUGGGGUAUAGCCUCCUGGAGGACCCUGUAGUUUUGUUGUUCCUUUGUCCGUUUCCGACUCUUUUCCCUGGGGAUCUUUGCAGCAGCAUAUGGGUACUACAGCCAAGAUAAAACCCUUUGAAGCUGUGCCAACUCUGGGAAGAAUUCCAGUACAUGAAAACUAUCCUAGAGUAGAAAUGUGCAGUUUCUUCCAGAGAUGGGGGUCGGCAGCAUAAAACAAAGAUCAAGAUCAAACUCUUAAGAGCUUUGUAAGACUGUGGGAUUCUGGCUCUUCCUCUCUCCCCUCUGGGCUAUCUAAGAUUGAAGACAAGGCUAGCACCAGACUGUAGUUUCUAGUCCCUUGGGUAAACACUGCUGCCAGCAACCCUCCUAGGGCCAGAAAGCAGAAGCUCACUUUUAAUCAAAACCUCAGAGCUUCCAAUUACAGCAUCCAGUUUGGGACAUGCUAUUUCAACUGUAGGUCAAUGAGGGAGAGUUUAAAGCCUUCCGACAAUCAGCUUGGUGUUUUUCAGCUGUAUGUCCUUGUGAAGUAAUGUGACUGUGUAUAUGAAGUAAAAACAAAGGCCUGACAUACUUAGCAUAGCCUUAGCUGUCUAGAAGAUGUCAGAUCUCUAGCAAGGGAUCACCACAAUUUGCAGAAAAAUUCUUGUUUGGAAAAAAGUUAACCAUACUUUUUUUUAUGUAUUUGCAAGCCACUGUAUGGUACUGAAGGCUGAGAUGAGUUCAUGACUUUCAUGCUACAGCUCUGUAGUCAUUUUAUUUGCACUCACGUUCUACUUGACACCUUCAGUAUUGGCUGUAUUAAUGCAAUAUUUGAUGGACUGCUGGGAGAGACAGGACAUUCUGACACACUGACAUACAGUGUGUCUUUGUUACAGUACAGUGUCUGUAAUGUGCUCACUCUUUCUUAAGGAGAAUCAGGAGUAAACUUCCUACACCGAUGUACAAAGCCAAGGAAAUCACCUGAAGGGUGUUCACACUAUCACAGCAGCCUGUGAUCAUACUGUGUCCUUCAUUAACAACCUCCAGCUAGCAGAUACCAUUCUUGUUUAACAGCCAGCAAAGGGAGACAAAUCUGACCUUUGGUCAAAGCCAUGUAUGUUAUGGAGGCCAGGCUGUGGCAGUGCCUGCGACAGCUGUUUUGCCUCAACUUACCUAUCAUUUCUAUUUCCACAAUAAAAUGUAAUCCAAACUGUUAAACAGUAUCAUUCUCCCUGUACCUCUUCUGCAAGUUACAAGGGGCUCACAGUAGUAUCUGAUGAUAAAGGGAUAUUCAGAUACCAAGCUAUGAGGUUUCUAUUCUUACUACGUGCUAUCUAGUACUGUUAAAGGUAUAGAAGUAGUACCAUGUUUGCCUGUAGCCAGCUGCUUGGAGACUGACUGUGACCUUCUGCAUUGUGUAUGCACCAGCAGGUACUGAAGCAGAGCUGGGGAGGGGGUUAGGAUGCACGACUGCUGCACUGUGCUUGUGGUGUUCAUUCUUCUUAGGAAUGCUGACUGAAUUGUAAAUGAUCCUUUGGUCACAACAUGCGGCAACAACUACCCACUCAUGUUUGCCUUGUCCUAAUUCCACAUUUUGUGUGGCUAAAUUAGCAUUUUAGUUAAAAUCAAGAGCAUGCAACUCCUGCUAUGGUCCAUGGCACUGGGCAAACUAGAUUGCUUUUGGAUGAAGCUAACCCAAAUGAUCCAUUGCAGCUGGCUCACAGACCAUAAAGCUGGACUAACACUGGUCUGAAGUAAACCCUUAUGAAACUUGUAUAGUGUGAACAUCAGGUCCUCACUGACAACUGACUCUACAGCUCUGCUCCUCCUGGGCUGCACUACUUGCUAGUGUAGAAAAAAAACCAACACAAAAACAUUCUACACAGCCCUGAUGAGAUUCUCUGAUCUGUUCUUAGCCUCUCCUGAGAGCUAGUCCAGUGUCUUAAUUCUUUAAGAAGAAUAAAAAGUGAAAUAGCAGCGCAGCACAGCAUCAUUAACAAACAAACAAACAGGUGAACUGAACAAGAAUCAUUCUAAAUCCUCAAUCAUUCUCUCAAAACUGAGCAAGGAUUUCGGUAUCAGCCCAGAGCAUCGCUGUUGCCCCAUUGCUGACAGUGUUAUGCUGUCCAAAGGACAUUGUUACACCCACGAAAAGGCAGUCCUAGAGUUACUAUACAUUCUAACAAGUAACAGCAACACCUCUAUAGCAGCUCAGCUGCACUGCUCAGCUUCAAGGGGCUAACACUCCUCAGAGUCACUACUCACCUGAGAAAGACUGUGCAGCCCUGCUUCUAUGGCUUCUACAGAUGAGCCUGGCCCACAGGCUGUGGUAGCCAGCAAAGGUGUGCAGGAGGUGAGGUUCCUCACCCAUAUCAGCAUACAGUUCAGACAGCUAUCACGCCGUGGGGAAUUGGAAUAAGCUUCGCAGGAAAUACCUGUCUGCUGAGAUUGCACUGUUUAUACAUUUCAUCACGGAACCUCAGAGAAUUAAAGGAAAGCUGUGAAAUAUAAAACAAUUUUUUGUACUUGUUGUCUUUAAUUAAAGAUCUCCUGAAAUAUAAUCUCUCUGCAUCUAGCCAAACACAA